AUGACAUGCAAAAGCAAACUCACGAAAGCGGCAAAAUGCAUCCUCAGGUUGUUCUCAUCCGUUGAAUAUGCAUCUUUGGCAAUGUGUGGCUUUGGACUGGCACUGGUCUUUGCAGGCUCAUUGAUGCGGUGGAGACUUGAUGAGCACGGCGUCCAGCCGCUGCGAAAUGUGUGGAAGAUCAUGGGUUUUGACUCCAAGAGCUACGGGCUGCUUACGGUGCGUGCAAAAGACAUGCGAGCGUGGACAUUGAUCACCCACGAGGUAUGCGAUUGGACAGGAAUGAAAGGUGCACAGAUCAGCACUUAUGUGCAAGCUGGACUUGGUGGAGGAUGUGAUGGGUCGGAAGAUUGUAGCCAAGGCUUUGCAGACCAUUUGUAUGUGAGAUGCAAGGAGUACAACAAAAUUUACGUUGCCAACUUUGCCGUGCUUGGUUUCACAUUCAUUGGGUGUCUGCUGACUUUGAUUUCAAUUUUGAUUGGAACACUGCGGCCGCUAAAGAGAGCAGGUGGCAUUACCUAUGGAAUGCUACUCUAUUCAGGCUUAUCGAUGCUGGUUCUCGACGUGGCAUGGGCUGCGACCACUUGGAAUGCAUUUACGAUUCUGGGUGAGUCAGCAUGGUUUCCAUAUCCUUCGUUGGCAAUUGGUUGGUUUCUCCAUAUCUACGGCAGUGUGACCAUUACGGUUUCUGCAAAGGUAUUCGGUUGGCUCGUGAUGCCGUUGGUGCGUGGUUUUGAUCCAGAACAACACGAGUUGGAAGAGAGGAAGAAAAAACUUGAACGGAUGAACCUAUGGAGCAAGGAAGGGGAGCAGGAGCAGAUCAUGGUGCAGCAGCAGCAGUACCCGGUUCAUUCCCAAGGGUAUCCAGGCCAAGCUGAGUACUAUGGGAAUGGUAGCGCCGUGAACGCGAGCCAUACAUAUCCCGCUGCAAUGGUCCAGGAGGGUGCCGUGGGAUUUCGAUAUGAAGUGGACGUCCAGCCUGUGUUCCUCUUCGUCAACCCAAAAGCUGGCGGUCAGAUAGGAGAGGCCUUCCUGCAGGUUCCACAACCUUUUGAUGUCGAGAUCCGACAAGCACGCUCCAAAGCCAGGCUUUACAUUUUCAGCCUCACGGAGGGAGAGCCAGGAAAUAAACCCGGCUUUCACUUCUUGCGGCAAGUUGUGUUUAGCUACAGCUGGGUUCGAGUUUUCAUAGGCGGAGGUGAUGGCACUGUGAUGUGGGUGGUCUCGGAAGCUCAGAAGCACGGGAUCCACACAGAGACGAGCCUCCGGAUAGGGAUGGUGCCACUGGGAACAGGCAAUGACUUUGCACAGGCUUUGGGCUGGGGUGGCAGGAAUCCUGACCCAGAUGUAUUGCUUAGAAAUGAUUGCGAGACUUUGGCGGAGAUGGUGCAAGACUGGGUCCGAGCGGAGCCAGACAUUCAGGAUGUUUGGAAGGUUUCGCUGGAGGUGGAUGAAGAGGACGGAUUCAUCUACCACAAGGACGAUGUCAUGAGAAAUGCCGAUGAAUCAUACAAGAAAAGCUUGGAAACCUACAUGCUUCUGUACUGUGGCAUCGCUAAGGACGCGGAGCUGGCUUACAAUGUCGAGCUUCAUCGCACAAAGAGUCAAUGCUGCAACAAACUGGUCUAUGCUUGGCAAGGCAUUAUGAUAUCCCUGCACUUCUUUUGCUGCGUGGGUCAGCGAGUGCAAAGGGUGCUGAGAGGCCUUUACCACGGAACGGACAAGAAGGGACCGCCCAUCUUUGAAGUGGGAAUGAGAAGCACAGGUCCAAGGCUCUUCAGCAAUCCCGAAAUGCUAUUGUGUUUGAACAUCACUUCCUAUGGUGGCGGUGUUGCACGGAACUUGUGGAGAAACUCAUGGCGUUCUGGUACAUCCCACCCUCUCUCAGAAGACCUCCUGGAAGCCGAGCAAGACUCUGGUGACAAGAAGCUGGAAGUGAUCACACUCUCAAGGACCAUGAGGCUCCUGCGGGCUGCUAUGCCUACGAACUCUGUGCUGGGUGGCCGACGGGUUUUCCAGGGAGCUCCAUUGCACUUCGAGUUUAAGCAGAGAAACUAUCGCGAUUUGAUCACAUUUUUCCAAGUCGAUGGUGAAAGCUUCAAGCUCCAGAAUCCCAUUUCAUUGACGAUUAGGCAUGACCAGCAAAUCUCAGUCCUGCACAAGGUGGAGAAUCGGAGACCUGGAUGUUGCGGGACAGUGUGCGGGAACGAAUCGUCUGCGACGGAUUCAACCACAGAUGAUGAUGUAGUAUACAGUCCGCUGGAGGAAGCCUGA
Molecule: messenger RNA, 2271 nt
Organism: Cladocopium goreaui
Lineage: Eukaryota; Dinophyceae; Suessiales; Symbiodiniaceae
Source: the annotation of a GenBank genome assembly